AUGGCAGUGCAGGCUGUGAUCCUGACACCGCUGCUCGAUAUCGUCGACGAUCCGGCGCUCAAUGAUAUGUCUGAGUCCGAAGCACGAACACGAUUGGCUGCCUUACUCGAGAAAUUUUCUGAUGUGUUCGUAGAUUCGCUACCAAUGGAUCAACUCCCACCGUACCGGCCAGUCAACCACGAGAUCCCGUUGAUCGAUCCCACCGAAAAGGUCAAACCCCGGGUAUACCCCCUUGCCGACAAAUAUCGGAGCCAGUGGGCGGAACACUCAGCUAAGUACACUCGUGGUCGAUUCUGGGUUUCGGGUCCGAUCGAUUCUACGGCACCGGUCUUUGCCAUUCCGAAGAAGAACUCCCAAACGGCUCGUUUCGUGAUCGACCUCCGCGCGUGCAACAGCAACACCGUCAAGCGUUUUUCGCCCAUCCCGGACAUGAACAAUGUUCGAUACGAGGUGGCUCGAUCGCAUUAUCGCUCUAAAUUCGACGUGGCCGCGGCAUUUGAGCAGGUUCGGGUCAUACCGGAGCACGUCGAUCGCACCGGCUUCGCAACGGUGACGGGCACGUACACGUCGCGGGUCAUGCAGUUUGGUGACACCAAUGCGCCCAAUACCCUCAACCUCUUGACCUCGGCGAUGUUCCAGCCAUGUCUCCCGUUCGCCAAGAUCUUUUUCGACGAUGUUCACGUCCAUUCCGAUACCCGUCGCGUGCACUUGAGACACAUCAAGAUCCUGCUGAUGACAUUGAGACAUUACCGGUUCUACUUAGGAUCCAAGAAGUCCGAGUGGUUCUCAAAGUCGUUGGAUUCCUUGGGCACCAUCAUUUCCGACGUCGGCAUCGAAGUCGACCCCACCAAGUGGGAGCGUAUUCAGCAGUGGCCGAUCCCGCGCAACAAGACCGACAUCCAGCGUUUCCUCGGCACCGUCAAUUGGAUGCGAGAUCACCUACCGCACCUCUCGACGAUCUUGGAGCCGAUCACCGCGUUAAUGGCGCAAUCGACCUCGUGGCGUUGGAACGAGCGAGAACAGCAGGCUUUCGAUACCGUCAAGUCCCUUGUGCCCGCCAUCCUACGACCGAUCGAUGGCGCCAAGGUUACCUCGGGUGAGCACAAGAUGUACCUCUUCACGGAUGCCAGUCGGGUUGGCAUUGGCGCUUGUUUAGCGUCCGGUCCCAACCGUUCGCAGGCUGUUCCAACGUGAUUCUUUUCCGCUAAGUUCAACGGUGCUCAGCUCAACUAUCAUGUCACUGAUAAAGAGUUCUUGGCUGUCGUCUCGGCGUGUCGGGCGUUCGAGCAGCACUUGAUUGGUUACCCCUUCGUCAUCGUCACCAACCAUCAGGCCCUUUGCACGAUAAAAACCCAAAAACUGCGCCAAACGCCUCGGCACAUCCGCAUGUGUCUCGAACUCAGCCAUUUCGACUUCGAAUUUGAAUUCAUUGCUGGCAAGAACAACACCCUGGCCGAUUUGUUGUCGCGUUUGUGGGAGGUCAAGCAGGGUUCACACGAGGAUCAGGUCAAGGAGAAUGAGUUGGAGAACACCACGAAUUCACUACACCCGGUGAGAGCCUCCCUGAGGAACGUCCUUGCACUUCACCAUCUCCCGAUCGGUUGCCUCCUGUUGAUUUUGCCCUCGGGCCCCAAUGCGAUGAUUGCGAGGCAGGCUCUCCCGGAUACUACGCGCUCAAGGAGGAAUCGCAAGACGGGGAUGUGAAUGGACAGGAACUAGGGAAUUUGUUCUUGAAGGAAGAAUGCCACGAGUUCACUACGCCCGGUGAGAGCCUCCUCGAGGAACGUCCUUACACCUCACCUUCGCACGAUCGGUUGCCCCCUGUUGAUUGUACCUUCGGGCCCUGGGGUCACGGUUAUGAUAUAGGCUCUCCCGGUUCCCAUUGUGUGUUCGAGAACAUUAUGGACGCCAUCGAUUUGUCUAUCGGCCGCUGUGGUACUCGGGAUCCCGUCGUGUGCAGCAAAGUCGGAAAUGAGAUGGGACUCCCGAUCUUGUCGGCUGCAUUAGGGUAGUCGACUCAUGCGGGCGUCGGCUAAUUCGGUGGUCUCGGAAAUCGGGCUGGAGUCGCUUAGUCGGGAAGCGCAGAUUCGGCUAACUCGGCCUAGCGUCACAUGAGCGGAUAAAAGUUCAGAGCAAGGGACCGUGUGACAGGAGCAAGGAAUGGCGUGAUCAGGACGAAGUAUGGCGUGAUCAGAAGGCCGAGUGUCGGAAAAGAGGAGGAAGCUGGUGUUGGAGGGAAGACUCGCUUCUUGUUCGGAGAUAGACCACUAGACUAGACACGACUCAGACCGACUUUGGAGGGGAGGACCGCUUGGAAGAGGACAUUUCUGCGAAUCUAUCAUUCUCGGUUUCAUUAUCUGCGUGUUUCUCGGUUUCGGCAUCUCGGUCUCUGCGCUUCGAUAGCAAUCGCCCCCCCACCCUUUCUCUGAUCGUCCGCUCACUAUUACCAUAACUGGGGAGUCAGCCGGGAUUUCUCUUUGUGUCAGGAUGACAGCGCGUACUCGAAGGAAGCUUUUUUUUUUUUUACUGGGGCUCAUAAAUUGCAAUCCUUCGGGUUGGCUGGGACCGCUAGAAAAAGAGCUAAAAGAGGUUAUAAAGCAACGACGGCAAGCAAUUGGGUGAAAGUCAAACCCCUGCGCGCAAAGAGCGCUGCGCAGAUCAAAACCCGCCGAGCACCUAACGCGGACUCCAACGGGCGGUGA
Molecule: messenger RNA, 2702 nt
Organism: Microbotryum saponariae
Lineage: Eukaryota; Fungi; Basidiomycota; Microbotryomycetes; Microbotryales; Microbotryaceae
Source: the annotation of a GenBank genome assembly